Messenger RNA from Chlamydomonas reinhardtii, 833 nucleotides. RefSeq lists its product as uncharacterized. The record is from RefSeq and is a predicted model, not a curated record. The transcript has 4 exons. Gene Ontology annotation, biological process: regulation of DNA-templated transcription. Lineage: Eukaryota; Viridiplantae; Chlorophyta; Chlorophyceae; Chlamydomonadales; Chlamydomonadaceae. The coding region runs from base 86 to 358 and encodes 90 amino acids. Gene Ontology annotation, molecular function: transcription coregulator activity; protein binding. Gene Ontology annotation, cellular component: histone deacetylase complex.
GUCGUUGUUGUCAUUCCAUUACUUAUAGCCCCGGUCGCUUAUCACUGUAGACUUGCAUAUAGUCGGUCGACAUAGCAACGGAAGCAUGGAUACUGACCCCCGGAGGGGUUCCUCGCAGUUCGGGACGCCAGCAACACUACGACCUCGCUUGAACUUCGGGAAGCUGGACGUGAACUCGCUGAAGCGGUAUCAGCGCGUUCAUAAGCUGCAGGUGGGCGUGCCGCAGACGGCGAGCAAGGAGCAGCUCGUGUCCGCGGUGACGAGGCACUUCUCCGCCCAGGUGGUGAGCGAUGAGCUCAAGGUGAUAGCGGCGUUCGUGACAGCCGUACAAAAGCGUCAAACGCUGAGCAAGAAGUGAAAUGAGACAGCCCAGCUGAUUGAGAAGGGUUGGGCGAGGCGACAGUGGGGCAAGGCCGGAUGGUGACGUGGACUUUGAACGGUGCAUUGUAGGAAUAGGAUUGGCUCAGGUCCUCUCAGCAGGUUGGUUGUGCCUCUGCAAACUAUGCAUACAAGGCAGCCUUGCAAUACGGGUACUGCAUCGAGGUAGAGCGGUCCACACAGUGGAACGAGUGUUGCAGCGGGCGGGGAACGUCGUAACACGGGCAUUUUUGAACGGUUGGGAGGCGGCCAACAGCCGGACUGUGCGGCAUUAUCGAGCUAGCGUGUGUGUUAAAUGGUGAAGGGUUCUUGAGCGGGAGGAUGAGGGCUGUAUAAUGGGUAAGCUCUGGGAGGUAUGCCUUGGUGGGCGUGGCUGCCGUGGCACGGUGGCAGGCCCGUGGGCAGGCCGUGCCUAGCUACGAGUGGCGCGCUGGUAAUGACGUUUUCCACCCUUU